ACAGAGUUAAUCUCAGCAGGCACCGGGAGAACAGAGUGGAGAGAGGCUCCCAGCCUCAGGAAUAACCAAGCAGCACUACUAAGCAGGCCCUGACUGCUCUCCCUGGUGGCUGCUGAUGCCCUGCAUGCCUCCAGCUGGGAAAGAUCCAGGGGAUAACUGAGUGUGCUGUGCCAAGAUAGUGGACCUGAUCCACAGGUCAGCUCAAAACUUCCAGCGCUCUGUUCUCCCUUGCCCAAGAGUGUUAGUCGCCUCACUCUCCAUGGAUGUAUGCCGUGAGCAGCUGCAAUGAAGACUUUCCUCUAGGCAAAACAAUGCUGUUUUGACGGACUUGUUGCUAUUGCUGCUUCCAUGUUUUUGACAAAAUCUUUGGGGUACUGAGAGGAUUUUCACCUUUUAGCCAGCAUACAUCUGCGGGACUGCAAGAUUGAGUUUGUUCAAUCUUGUAUUUUGGCCAAUUCUGGGUCAGCUUGUUUUGCACCAGGAGCAAAACAAAUGAAACAGUCAAGACUAAUCACUGCCAUCACAGGUGUGUGUGUGUGUGUGUUAAAGGUGUUCAUGUGAAUUCAAAGCAUCAGGUGUUCAUGAGCGUUUAUUAUUGAGAAAAAAAUAGUGUGCUGCUGCAAAUUUGAGUAUACACUAUUGCUGCUACUUUCUUUGUGUGUUAGGGUGUGCGCUUGUGUUUGUGUGUAUGUCAGAGAUCAGAAGUGUUUAAAGUUUGUGUGUUAGGCGGCAGGGCCUGUGGACAUUGUAGCCCUGGAUUUCCUAGAAAUGGAGGGUCAUAGUUAUGACCGGUUUGGGGAUGGUGAGAGGGACAACUACCAGAUUGACUACCGGAGGAUUGUAGGGGACAUGGAGCCAGCACGACCACGCCUCGCAAGCAGGGAUGGAGAACAAGCCCACCCUUUUGGAGUCUAUGCCCACACAAGUCCACAUGGACACGGGCAUGAAACUGCAGCACAGCGAUACAGCGCCACACGUAUCCAAGCCGGAUAUGAACCAGAGAGCAUGGCUGACUACUUGAUCAGCGGAGGGACAGGAUAUGUCCCUGAAGAUGGACUAACAGCACAACAGCUCUUUGCUAUAGGCGAUGGGCUCACAUACAAUGACUUCUUGAUCCUGCCUGGCUUCAUAGACUUUACCUCAGAUGAGGUGGAUCUAACCUCUGCGCUGACAAGGAAGAUAACCCUGAAGACGCCUCUCAUUUCAUCUCCCAUGGAUACAGUCACAGAGUCAUCCAUGGCCAUCGCCAUGGCACUGAUGGGUGGGAUUGGAAUAAUCCACCAUAACUGCACUGCUGAGUUCCAGGCCAACGAAGUGCGCAAAGUCAAGAAAUUCGAGCAGGGCUUCAUCACAGACCCAGUGGUGAUGAGUCCCCAUCAAACGGUUGGAGACGUGUUUGAGGCCAAGGUCCGCCAUGGCUUCUCUGGGAUCCCUGUCACAGAGACUGGCAAGAUGGGCAGCAAGCUGGUCGGCAUCGUCACCUCUAGAGAUAUAGACUUCCUUUCUGAGAAGGACCACAACAGACCCCUACAGGAGGCAAUGACAAAAAGGGAAGAUUUAGUUGUCGCACCAGCUGGUGUCACGCUAAAAGAGGCUAAUGAUAUACUGCAACGCAGCAAAAAAGGCAAGCUUCCCAUAGUGAAUGACAGUGAUGAGCUUGUGGCCAUCAUUGCCAGGACUGACCUGAAGAAGAACAGAGAUUACCCUCUAGCUUCAAAGGACUCUCGCAAACAGCUGCUGUGUGGAGCUGCCAUCGGCACCAGAGAAGACGACAAGUACAGGCUGGACCUCCUCAUGCAGGCUGGGGUGGAUGUGGUAGUCCUGGACUCCUCUCAAGGAAACUCAGUAUAUCAAAUCAACAUGAUAAACUACAUCAAACAGAAAUAUCCUGAACUUCAGGUCGUCGGGGGAAACGUGGUGACAGCAGCUCAGGCCAAAAACCUGAUCGAUGCUGGUGUGGACGCCCUGAGGGUGGGGAUGGGCUGCGGAUCGAUUUGCAUCACCCAGGAAGUGAUGGCGUGCGGACGGCCGCAAGGUACAUCAGUGUACAAGGUGGCAGAGUAUGCCCGACGUUUUGGAGUGCCAGUCAUCGCUGACGGAGGCAUCCAGACUGUUGGACAUGUGGUGAAAGCUCUGGCCCUGGGAGCUUCCACAGUGAUGAUGGGGUCAUUGCUUGCUGCAACCACUGAAGCUCCUGGAGAGUAUUUCUUUUCGGAUGGUGUUCGUCUGAAGAAAUACCGUGGCAUGGGCUCCUUGGAUGCCAUGGAAAAAAAUAACAACAGCCAGAAACGCUACUUCAGUGAGGGAGAUAAAGUGAAGGUGGCUCAGGGUGUUUCAGGAUCAGUACAAGAUAAAGGCUCCAUCCAUAAGUUUGUUCCUUACCUCAUUGCUGGUAUCCAACAUGGCUGUCAGGACAUAGGAGCCAAGAGUCUGUCCAUACUGCGAUCCAUGAUGUACUCCGGAGAGCUGAAGUUUGAGAAGAGAACCAUGUCUGCUCAGGUGGAGGGGGGAGUGCAUGGCCUCCACUCAUAUUCUUUUGUGCCAUUUAUGAGAAACGGCUUUACUGAGGGAGGAGGAGGAGGAGGAGGAAUCACUCAGUCAGCACCAAAUGUCCCAUCACCAGCAUCAACAAGCAGAUACAAUGGAGGCAUAUGAUCAAACUACAAACAGAAAGCCAUGGUGGCUGUACAACGUCACCGCUCCAGAACCUGACUUUGCUCCUUUUUCUCUCCCUCUGUUGUUCUUGUUUGUCUCCUCUGACCCCUUCAAGGAUUGAUAUUACAUCACACUUUAACCUGAAGACUAAACUUCAAAAAUCAGGUGUACGGGCUCAUAGAAGAGAGUCACGUGAUUGCACACCACCUGGGAUCUUAAUCUGUGUUUUCUUCCUCUCUGUCCAAGGUGUAGCGGGGUAAUGUUAUUGGAUGGGUGAGCCAAGGUAACACAUGGCAGUUUAGCCUUGGCUGAAACUGCUCCUCUGAGCUCUUUCUGAGUUACAUGGGCAGCCAAGGAGACAUAUAUCAAGCGUGUCAUUGCUUAUCUAAAGAGAGGUGUGCCUUCCCUUUGGCGUCUGAGUUGCACCCUGACAGCAGAGCAAAUACAACAGAUUUUGCAAAGGUACAGCCCAGCCCUUACAGAUUCUGCAUGUUUAUGAACUCAACAUAUCAAAUAUUUGCAGGAACCUAGACAGUUAAAUUGUCGGUUUAAAAAAACUGCCUUUGGCAACACUUGAAAUUUAUAUGUAAAAAUUGCUUUUUUUUCUCCAACAAGGAAAGUGAUGAAUCAAAGUUAAAUAGCCUCUGGCAGUACUGCAGCUCUCUGCUGAAGUUCAAAGAAAACUCUAGCAAGUUUAAGCAAAUUCUAAGUUAUUGUAUAUUUACUCAAACUCACACUCACUUAACCUGCACAUAAUACUGAUUAAUUAAGCACAGUUAUAUUCUAACUGGCCUCCUUAAGGUAUCACAACAUUGGAUUUCCCUCAAAUUAAGCAAGUUCAGAGCAAUGUUCAAACAGGUGAAAAAUUCAACCUGUUACCGGAUAGAAAUGUGCGUCUUUGAAAAGGAUUCUCUGGGUGCACGCUGUACAUCUUGAUGGCUUAGCUUGCAUGUCAGUUCUGUAUUGUAAUCUGUGUCUCAGCUAUUUUUUAUUAUGAAAUCUGCAUACAUGCUACACUAGUGCAGAAAGGACUAAAGCUAAGCAUCAGCCUUAACUCAAAUAAACACAAUGUAACCAGAGCGCCUUAAAGGGGAAAUUCAAGUAUAGUCAUAUUCUGGAUUUAUUUAUUUUGAUCUCUUUUAGUGUAGAAUACACUUGGCAGCAAAAUGUUUUAUGACUGAUAUCGAGUGUCUCUGAUUUGUUUGACGACGGGAUGAUUGUGUGAUGAGGUGUGUGCUGUAAAAAUAAGCUGAUACAUUAAUGUUGUACCACAACAGAGUAUCCACCAUCAAGUAAGUAUAUUUUUAAUUGUUUCUUGUUUUUACUUUUCACUUUCAAAUGUGAACUUACCUGACUAUAACUCAAAGCAACACUCCAUUUUUUUGUAAGAUGGCAAAACUACAAAGGGUUCUGAUACAUUUCCUUUGACAUAAACAAUCCUACUUUGUAGAAAAGCAUCAUUAUUAACAUGGCAAUGGACUGUAUACAUAAGAUAGAUAAUAUAGCUUAGAUAUUUUUCUUCUUUCAGGCUCAGAACGUUACAAAUGAAAUGGUGAGUCAGUGGAGUAGGGUAAUCACUUAACUGAUAAACCAGUUUUGGUUUAUUGGUCUAGGGUUGCAGUCAACAACAUUUUUUUUUUUUUUUUUUUUUAGUUGAUUCAUCAACUUUUAAUAUUAUUUUCACAAUUUCCUUGAACGUUCUAAACACAUUUUAAUAUUAAAACAAUAUUUACAUAAACUAGUCUUUCAUAAACACUGGGUCUUAAGAGGUCACUUUGCUGCAAUUUUACCAUAUAGAUGGACUAUGUCAUUAGUUUACAAAAUGACAAAAGGUCUUACUCCUAGAAAUUGUCUACUUCCAACAUUCAUCCUUGGAUUUCAGAAUUAUAUUAGUUGUACAUAAUUUUGCAUGAAUAAGAAUAAAGAGAAUUUUAACAUAG
Molecule: messenger RNA, 4595 nt
Organism: Myripristis murdjan (pinecone soldierfish)
Lineage: Eukaryota; Metazoa; Chordata; Actinopteri; Holocentriformes; Holocentridae
Gene: impdh1a
Product: IMP (inosine 5'-monophosphate) dehydrogenase 1a
Exons: 16
Coding region: 769-2655 (628 amino acids)
Biological process (GO): GTP biosynthetic process
Cellular component (GO): cytoplasm
Molecular function (GO): IMP dehydrogenase activity
Source: RefSeq, a predicted model, not a curated record